Molecule: messenger RNA, 384 nt
Organism: Brassica napus (rape)
Lineage: Eukaryota; Viridiplantae; Streptophyta; Magnoliopsida; Brassicales; Brassicaceae
Product: secreted RxLR effector protein 161-like
Exons: 1
Coding region: 1-384 (127 amino acids)
Source: RefSeq, a predicted model, not a curated record
AUGCAUGAUCCAAGAAGCUCUCAUGGAGCUGCACUGAAGCAAGUCCUUCGGUAUUUAAAGGGAACGUGUUCUCUUGGACUCUUCUACGGUAACGAUGGAAUGAAGGAGCUAAUAGGAUACAGUGACAGUAGCUAUAAUGUGGAUCCCAAUGAUGGUAAAAGCACAACAGGUCACAUUUUCUAUUUAAACAAUUGCCCAGUGACUUGGUGCUCUCAGAAGCAAGAAAUUGUUGUUUUAUCUUCCUGUGAGGCUGAGUAUAUGGCCGCUACAGAGACAGCAAAACAAGCUUUGUGGCUGCAGGAGUUACUUGAAGAGAUCACUGAAGAUGGAGUCGAAAAAAUGGUGAUUCGCAUUGAUAACAAAUCAGCAAUCGCACUUGCCUAG